AUGGUACUUACUCACACCAACCUGUACGAUUUGCUGAUCGACUACAACAAUUUGGAUGUGAAGCCAGGCGUAGAAGCGACAAUGAAGCUGGUAUCGUAUUUCAUCAUUAUCAAGAAAAAGACGACCAGAAUUAGAAAAGGAAAGCUUUGUCAGGGAAUACUUGGAUAUGAUACCAAUACUUUAUAUCUGUGGGCGAUAAGUCAAGAUAUGCCGUGUGGUGAGCACCAAGUAGUUCAAGUUUAUCCCGAUAUUCUGAAAGAUGUCUUGGAUAACACGUUCUUUGGAAUGAUAGAAUGUGAUAUUGCUGUUCCUGAGCAUUUAAAGGAAUACUUUGCUGUAAUGCCUCCUAUUUUCAAGAAUGUUGAGAUUACAUGCAAUGAUUUAAGCCUUGACACACAGGCACAUGCCAAACCAAAUUACAAAAGUAACAGAUUAGUUGAAAGUAUGUUUGGUGAGACGAUGAUGUUUGCUACUAAACUGCUGAAAUGGUAUCUUGAGCAUGGAUUGGUUGUUUCAAAUAUUGCUUUUGCUGUAAGAUACAUACUUAAAGCACAUUUCAAGUCGUUUUCUGAGCAAGUAUCGAAUGAAAGAAGAGUCCGAGAUACAAGUCCUGGUUAUAAAUUACGUGGAGAAAUGAUGAAGUUGAUGGGAAAUUCAUCUUAUGGUAAAUGUAUAACGAUAGGACUCAGUAUUUGCGAAAUUUUGCGCUAUCUGUCCCUCAUUUCUCCUUUUAAUCCAUCUGCAUAUGUAAGUUCUGUACCAUUGAAUAACUCAAAUCACUAA
Batrachochytrium dendrobatidis JAM81 is the source of this 783-nucleotide messenger RNA. RefSeq lists its product as uncharacterized. The record is from RefSeq and is a predicted model, not a curated record. The transcript is spliced from 3 exons. NCBI's taxonomy places the organism in Eukaryota, Fungi, Chytridiomycota, Chytridiomycetes, Rhizophydiales. Bases 1 to 783 code for a protein of 260 amino acids.